Colletotrichum siamense is the source of this 627-nucleotide messenger RNA. RefSeq lists its product as uncharacterized. The coding region runs from base 1 to 627 and encodes 208 amino acids. Lineage: Eukaryota; Fungi; Ascomycota; Sordariomycetes; Glomerellales; Glomerellaceae. The transcript has 2 exons. The record is from RefSeq and is a predicted model, not a curated record.
AUGUCAUUGAAUCGCCGGGACCAUGCAUCACCACCUGGUCCUCCUUUGAUAGGCUUCGUCAUUGGCCAAGAUGACCAAGCUUUCAGGGGAUACCUCAUGGACGACAUUCCUUCCUGGAAGAGAGAGCUGCUUUUGCACUUCUCUGAACAUAUUGCUGGCGAGAUGGUGGCCAUCGAUGGAAGUCACAAUGGCUGGCGAUACAUCGUUCUUCCAAUGGCCCAUGCAGAUGAGCUGGUAAUGAACGCAGUGCUCGCCGUAUCUGCCUUUCAUAGAGAUGGUAUGAACACAGACUGCAUUAGGUACUUAGAGACCAACACGAAUGGGUUGCGAUAUUCCUCUCAACAACAGCAUAUCGGCCAAGAGCCUCCCCAUAGUCCACAGGCCCUUUACAACCUAACCAUUGACGGCCUGCGGCAGCGAAGCAACCUCGAGGGUUGCAGUUAUGAAGCGAACCAAGCUAUCUCGGUUGCGGUCCUUGUGCUACUCGUGGCGGCUAUGGUGACCGGAACGGAAGAUUAUUCAACAAUCCUCAGCAUGUUGCACUCGGCAACCAAUGUUCUUGGCGGCGAGCAUAAGCUAGGGGCUACUGAACUAGGAGGUUUCCUAGUUCGUCAGGUGCGGAAGUAA